Molecule: messenger RNA, 5434 nt
Organism: Oncorhynchus keta (chum salmon)
Lineage: Eukaryota; Metazoa; Chordata; Actinopteri; Salmoniformes; Salmonidae
Product: potassium voltage-gated channel subfamily H member 7-like
Exons: 17
Coding region: 408-4022 (1204 amino acids)
Biological process (GO): membrane repolarization during action potential; regulation of heart rate by cardiac conduction; regulation of ventricular cardiac muscle cell membrane repolarization
Cellular component (GO): membrane
Molecular function (GO): inward rectifier potassium channel activity
Source: RefSeq, a predicted model, not a curated record
GCACUGUAAAUUAACCUUACCCGAGGUGGCAGCGCUGUGCACUAAACCCUUAGGGGGGUAACGUCACUCCCCCUGGCAUAUCAGCCUCUGUCCUCUAUUCUUGUCCACCACAUCGCCACAGAGAACGUCAACAUCGCAUCCAUCUUCAACUAGAAAUGGUUUACAAACUAUAUCUGACCAAAGCAGAAAUCCUCCCCGAUUCCGUACGCAUCGGCAAGGAGUCAUUCCUAUGCUCUGGUAUGCAUGCUGGCUGAAGUGUAUUCUAGUGAAUUUGGGAAAGGUCAUUUAAAGUGCAAGGUGAGUGCGCCGAGAAUGAUUUGUGACAAAGGAAAUAUCAGCAAGAGGCAACAACAGUAACUUCAGGGUCUCAUUGCAAACGCGCCUUUACACAAGAGCACGGAAUAAUCAUGCCUGUACGAAGAGGUCAUGUUGCGCCACAAAAUACAUUUCUUGGGAUAAUAAUAAGGAAAUUCGAGGGACAGAAUAGGAAAUUUGUCAUAGCCAAUGCCCGGGUGCAGAACUGUGCAAUCAUCUACUGUAACGAUGGCUUCUGUGAGAUGACUGGCUACUCCAGACCGGAUGUCAUGCAGAAGCCGUGCACCUGUGAAUUCCUCCACGGCGAGCACACUGACACACAUGCCAUCAGCCAGGUGGACCAGGCUCUGAUGGGCUCAGAGGAGCGCAAGGUGGAAAUCACAUAUCAUCGCAAAGAUGGGACGGACUUCCAGUGCUACACUCACAUAAUCCCGGUGAAGAACGAGGAAGGCGUAGUGAUGUUGUUCAUUCUAAACUUUGAUUACGUACUUGAGGAAGGAAGCAGCGACUCGACAGAGAAGCUGAAUCACUCAUCCCCGGAAAGAAGUGACUCCAGAAAGGGACGAUUCUUCCGAUUCCGCCAGGCUGCCUUGAGCCUGGUCUCCAACAAACAGUCUCUUCCACAAGAGGACCCAGAUGCCGUCGUGGUGGACUCCCCCUCCCCCAAACAGAACGAGGACUCUGUUGCUCUGACCAACUUCCAGUCGCCCCCGACCGAGGACAACUGCAGCCCCACCGAUGCCAACGACACACGGGCCCUCAUCAGCUCCAGCCACCACUCCUCCCAGACCAGUGUGCAUGGACCCGGACCCCUGGACCACUCCUCUCCCAAGCAGCACCCGUGGGACAGGCUGUACCAGACGGAGGCGCACCAGUCCACCACCUGCCUCGCACACACCAUCUCCAGAGGCAGCAUCAGCGGGAGCAGCAUGAGGCGAGCGUCCUCCGUCCACGACAUAGAAGGCUUCAGCAACUCCAAGAGCAUGUUCAGGGACCGACACGCGAGUGAAGACAAUGGUCGCUAUAUCAGAGGUCCGUUCAAUCAUCUCAAGUCCAGUUUGCUGGGCUCCACCUCUGAGUCCAACAUCAACAAGUACAGCACCAUCAACAAGAUCCCGUUGAUUGCGCUCAACUUCACGGAGCGGAAUAACGAAAAUAAGGCACACUCUCCCCCAUCGUCAGAAAACACUAUCAUAGCACCCAAGGUUAAGGACAGAACGCACAAUGUCACUGAGAAAGUCACACAGGUACUGUCACUGGGUGCUGAUGUCCUUCCAGAAUACAAGCUCCAGACUCCACGCAUGGACAGAUUCACCAUCCUCCACUACAGUCCCUUCAAAGCUAUGUGGGACUGGCUCAUCCUGCUGCUGGUCAUCUAUACAGCCAUCCUCACACCCUACUCUGCUGCUUUCCUACUCAAUGACCGCGAGGAGCAGAUGAGGCGCGAGUGUGGAUACUCCUGCAAUCCCCUGAACGUGGUGGAUUUCAUGGUGGACAUCAUGUUCAUCGUUGACAUCGUUAUCAACUUCCGGACCACAUAUGUGAACCUAAACGAGGAAGUCGUCAGCCAACCAGGGAAGAUCGCCAUUCACUAUUUCAAAGGCUGGUUCCUUAUAGACAUGGUGGCUGCGAUCCCCUUUGACCUGCUUAUCUUCGGUUCAGGAUCAGAUGAAACCACCACUCUGAUUGGCCUAUUGAAGACAGCCCGACUUCUGCGAUUGGUGCGUGUUGCCCGGAAACUGGACCGUUACUCUGAGUACGGAGCGGCUGUACUCAUCCUACUCAUGUGCAUCUUUGCACUCAUCGCUCACUGGCUAGCUUGCAUAUGGUACGCCAUUGGCAAUGUGGAAAAGCCUUACCUGGAGCACAACAUUGGUUGGCUCGACAAUCUUGGGGUAUCCAUUGGCAAGAGGUAUAACUUCAGUGACCCUAACUCUGGGCCCUCCAUCAAGGACAAAUACGUCACCGCACUUUACUUCACUUUCAGCAGUCUAACCAGCGUGGGCUUUGGGAAUGUCUCCCCAAAUACCAACUCAGAAAAGAUCUUCUCUAUCUGUGUCAUGCUGAUCGGCUCCCUCAUGUAUGCCAGCAUCUUCGGUAACGUGUCAGCUAUCAUCCAGCGGCUGUACUCGGGCACGGCCAGGUACCACACCCAGAUGCUCCGGGUUCGAGAGUUCAUCCGCUUCCACCAGAUCCCCAACCCGCUAAAGCAGCGGCUGGAGGAGUAUUUCCAACACUCCUGGACCUACACGAAUGGCAUCGACAUGAACACGGUGUUAAAAGGCUUCCCUGAGUGUCUGCAGGCAGAUAUCUGCCUCCACCUCAACCAGGCUCUGUUGGAGAGCUGUAAGGCCUUCCACGGAGCCACCAAGGGCUGCCUGAGAGCCCUGGCCAUGCGCUUCCAGACCACCCACGCCCCCCCAGGGGACACCCUGGUCCACAGCGGAGACGUCCUCACCGCACUUUACUUCCUGUCUCGGGGCUCCAUAGAGAUCCUGAAAGAUGACAUUGUGGUAGCCAUUCUGGGAAAGAAUGACAUCUUUGGAGAAAUGAUCCAUCUGUACGCCAAACCUGGAAAGUCCAAUGCGGACGUCAGAGCCCUGAGUUACUGUGACCUGCAUACCAUACAGAGAGAUGAUCUCUUAGAGGUGCUUGACAUGUACCCUGAGUUUGCCGAUUUCUUCCUGACAAAUCUGGAGCUGACAUUCAACCUCCGAGAUGAGAAUGGCAAGGCUGCGUAUUCUCACGCUAGUGACUCAGAUCCAGAGGAAGACGUUAAGAGCACAAAGAUCACAAGAAGGAUCUCCUUCACACCGCAUCCAACUAAAGGGGGGAGCAACAAGGAAACAGAAAAUGACUCCGGGAGGGAGAGGGAGUCCUACUUGUGCCUAAAGAGAACUUCAGUUGACCUGAAACACUCAGGGAAGGAAGAGCAGAUGUCCAUGGGCUCGGCCAUCCAGGGGUGUCCCUCGGUGGAAGACCUUGCACUGGGGCUCGACUCCAAUCCCCCUGGGGACAUCAUGGAGAGAACUCCCUCUUAUGACGAUAACAUUGAGCAUGGAAAUCAAUUGCUGUUCUCCUACAGACAGUCAUCUACAGUCACCUCAGAUCUGUGCAAUGACAAAUGGGUCUGCGAGAAGCCCCGAGACUACCUGGAUGAGUCAGCACAAUUGCAGGACCUGAGGGGCGAGGACGGCGAUGCCAGUGAAAUCACAUACGGAGAGGUGGAGCAACGCUUAGAUCAGCUCGAAGAGCACUUGAACAGGCUGGAGUCCCAGAUGACAUCAGAUAUUCAGACCAUCCUGCAGCUCCUGCAGAGGCAGUCCACACUGGGACCUCCUGCCUACAGCACUGUGACUGCUAGUCCAGACUAUCAAAGGCCAGCUGUUAUGGUCCAGCCAAUCGCUGCUUUGACCAGCAGCCAUUGCUUCAGCCAUUCAUCAUCACAAAGUCCUGAACUCAACUUGGAGAGGAGUCAUCAGGAAUCCAAAGACUCGCUGUCAGGCUUGGCUUACAUGGAUGAUUCACCCAUAGAGGACAGCCUUACAGUACUGCUUGUACAAAGAAACACACAGAACAAACAUGCAGGGCAUCAGCAUUCCAAAUCUCUCUUUCUUCCUAUUGAGGACUCCUCUCCACUAUCAGACUCAUCUCCCAACACAGGACUCCAUAGGCCAGUCUCAGACCCAGGACCUCCAAGGCCAUAGAGCAAGAUCUCUUAUUUUCAUUUUGCCUGUCUUCUCUGAAGUGUGACUCAGGGUUUCAUUCUCUCUUAAUUGCAUUGCAAUAUGUGAAGUAUCUUGUAGUUUUCCUCCUGAAAUGAUUUGCAUGACAGAUUGUUUUCGUUGCAUGGUAGCUUUGAUUCAGACCUCUGACAGGCAAGUGUGAUUUUGGUAGGUUUACAAGGUAGUACAUUUAUUUUCACCGUAGUAUGUUUCUUUUACUUUUUUUGCACGGCUUAUUUGAACCACAAGUAGCUGUAUGAUAAAGGCAUUGUCCAUAUACUUCAGACUUUGUUUUAGAUUGCAGUUUAUUUUACUAAAUGAUUAUGCAUACAUAGUAUUACAUGUUAUGUAGCACAUGGAGCUAAUGUUAGCUUAUCAAUAGGCCCAGGAAAUAUAGAUGGUGUAUUGUGCCUAUAACUAAAUCCAAAAAUCAAAUCAGUAGCUUUAUGUAGCCUCACUCUGCUCAUUCUCAACAUAAACUCAAUCACAUUGUUUUCCAAUGUAUUCUGCUCUCAUAGUAAAUGCACAUGAAUACAAUCUUAUAGGAAAGACAUGUACAAAUAUGUAAAUGUAUUUUUAUUUAUUAAGGAAUACAUUCAAGGAUGGGGUGCAAUUGAAAUGUUAGUGGUAGCGUAUGUUUGUCCUGAAGCUAUGGGAGCAAUAAAAUGAAACUGAAGCAUUUACUUUUGAAGAACUUCCAAUUGGUUGACCUCUUUUCUAAAGAUUUGGUCCACCAUAUGUUUUCAUGGGGGAAAUGUAUUUUGCACUAAAAGCUGCUUGAAUAUUCAGCAAUGCAAUUAUUUUGUGCAUGCAAUCCAUGUUCAAUGGUGUACUGUAGUAUUUACAGCAAGGGAUAACAAAUGCCCUUGCUCUCUCUUCAAUAUAAAUGAAUGAAGACAAGACAGUAUACUUGCAUGUCCAAAGCACUAAAACGUUCAAGCGAUGGAAGGAUUUAGGUUCCAUGAUUACUGUAUUAUAAUUAUAGAAUGAGUGUGUCACAUUAAGUCCAUUUCCAAACAAGGACACGUAUAACAAAGUAGCAGACAGUAAACGUAUAAUCACAAUAUUCCAACUAAUGAAUGUUUAUUUUUACAUUUCCUGAAAUGAGUAGCCUAGGUAUUGCAUGGAAAGGAAAUGCGUGGUAAAGUCCUUAGUAAUCUUUUGCAUAAAUUUUUCCUGAUUCACACAAACUAGGGGGAUAAAGAAACAAUUAGUUGGUCUAUUUUUUAAAUUAUGUUUUUGAUGCAGUUUCAACAUGUCAUGCUUUUUACACUCCACUAGAAAUAAUUGGAAUGUUUCUGCGCUGAAGUGAUUACAGACACAAUGUAAAGAGUACAGUUGAUUUAGCUAAUUACCUUGCCUAUUUCAAGAAAUAAAAAGUAUAUUUAAUACAA